AUGGCCAAAAGCAGCAAGACCCCACUCGAAUUAAUUGAUGCCAUCAGCGCCAGUCCGAUGAGCGACUUCGGCUUUCCGCUGCUGCUCGUAACGGAUAUGUGGGCGGUGGUCGACGAUUUACGACGUGGAAUUUUAGGCAACCUGUCCAAUCCAGUGGCCAUCGCCCGGACGACGCCUCUGCUCGUUUCUCACCACUUGAAACAUGCUGCUGGAGGUCAACUCGAGCCAAAGACCCUUUCAACUGACCGAGUUAACCCGAUUUAUUCCUACUCACCGUCACCUGACUAUGUUGCCUGUCACGUCUCCUUCCGUCUACAGACCAUCUUCUCUUGGCCUCUUCGUCCUUUUGCUCAACAGCCCCGAAUCUUCAGGACAGCUGACUACGCUCUAACAUGUGCGUCAAUGGGUCGGCGUGUACGCAGUCAAUUCAUGGACGUCUGA
Molecule: messenger RNA, 441 nt
Organism: Protopolystoma xenopodis
Lineage: Eukaryota; Metazoa; Platyhelminthes; Monogenea; Polystomatidea; Polystomatidae
Source: the annotation of a GenBank genome assembly